GUCAGUUCCGGCCGGUUAUCUCGGCGCGGCCGCCUCUGGCAACGGUGAGUGAGCGGUGCGGCCUUUAACUCGCUCUUGGCACAAGCUGCGGGGGACGGGACGGGAGUUCUGAGCGACGGCGACCGCCGACUUUUGAAAUUUGAAGGAUUUACUCAGGCGACAUCUCCUUCGACUGAUAAUUCUCGUGGAUAAUGACAUUGGGUCUGACAUGCACAAUGGCAAUUUUCAAACAAGACAAUGUGGAGAAGUACUAUGAGAUGGGCGAAGAGCUAGGGAGCGGCCAGUUUGCCAUUGUGAGGAAAUGCCGCGCGAAAAGCACCGGUAUUGAGUAUGCGGCCAAGUUCAUCAAGAAGCGGCGCCUGUCUUCCAGUCGCCGAGGGGUGAGCCUUGAGGAAAUCGAGCGGGAAGUGAACAUUCUGAGGGAAAUCCAGCACCCAAACAUCAUCACUUUGCACGAUAUAUUUGAGAACAAGACUGAUGUUAUUCUGAUCCUUGAGCUGGUGUCAGGAGGCGAGCUUUUUGAUUUCUUGGCUGAGAAAGAAUCAUUGACUGAGGAGGAGGCAACUGAAUUUCUCAAACAGAUUUUGGAUGGUGUGCACUAUCUACACUCAAAGAAGAUUGCUCAUUUUGAUCUGAAGCCUGAAAAUAUUAUGCUUCUGGAUAAAAACGUUCCCAAUCCCCGUAUCAAGCUGAUCGAUUUUGGUAUUGCCCAUAAAAUUGAGGAUGGGAAUGAAUUUAAAAACAUCUUUGGAACCCCUGAGUUUGUUGCCCCUGAAAUAGUUAAUUAUGAACCAUUGGCUUUGGAAGCAGACAUGUGGAGCAUUGGUGUUAUCACUUAUAUUCUUUUGAGUGGUGCCUCUCCAUUCCUUGGUGAAACUAAACAAGAAACCCUAACAAACAUUUCUGCUGUGAACUACGACUUUGAUGAAGAGUACUUCAGUAACACCAGUGAACUGGCGAAGGAUUUCAUCCGCAGGCUUCUGGUGAAAGACCCCAAAAAAAGAAUGACCAUUGGUGAUAGCCUUGAGCAUCCAUGGAUUAAGGUGAUCAAGAGAAGGAAUGUGAGGCGGGAGGAUAAUAGCAAGAAACCAGAGCGCCGUAGACUGAAGACGACUCGACUCAAGGAGUACACAAUCAAAUCACAUUCCAGCAUGCCUCCAAACAAUACCUAUGUCAACUUUGAAAGAUUCUCCAAAGUCCUUGAAGAAAUCACUGCCGUCGAAGAAAGCAUUCAGGAGCUGGUGCGAAACAAGAAAUCCUUCAAGGAGGACAUUGAUGCUCUCGUUUCCAUUUACGAUGAGAAGGAAUCUUGGUAUAAGGAAGAGAAUGAAAGCAUCAGCCAAGAUCUUGGGCACAUUAAAAAUGAGUUGCGCAAGACAGAAACCCUGAGGAAACAGGCACAGGAUGAAGUCAAGUCAACCAUGUUGUCCACCAACAUCUUAAAGCGGAAAUAUACCAAACUAGAAAAUCGUUAUGAUGCAUUAACUGCAGAAUUGAAGUGGGUUGGGGAGCUCCUGAAGUCUGUAGAGCAGGAGGGAAUGCAAGGAGGGAUUGGUAACGACGGGCGACAUGGAGGAAUGCGCUAGGUGCCAUUACACUGAAAAACUUGAACCUCUGAGCUAGUUCAUCAAAUGGAAUUAUGCCACAUUGGGAGCUGGCUUCAGCUGCAAUUCACAAACUUUGGUGUCUGAGAUUCAGAACUGAUUGAAUCUUUAUUUCUAGUCCUCUUAUUAUGGGGUUUUGUUGAAUGUGAAUGAAAUUCACCUUGUAAUGGAUUCUCAAUCACACAAGCAGUGCAUGUUGCUUUUGACAUUGCCUUUGCUACACUUGUGUACCUCUAAUGAACCCCAUUUACUUCCCAUCACUAUUGACCAUCAUAACUCUAGAGGUCAUGGCCAUGCUUUAUUUCAACACUUCUAGAUUGUGAAUGGCAGAGUGGGCAUUGACGUUUGGAAAGAUGUUUUAUUUUGGAUAAGAUUCAAUUCCUCUUCACCCCUUCCAUCCUCCUUCCCCUGCCCCCCCAAAAAACUUCACCAUUAUGCACUAAGAUUUUAGUACAAAUUUGUAGCAAAGGAACACUAAGGAAAAUGUUAUUCUCACUUCCCCACUUUUAUCGAUACCUUUGUUAAAAUUAUUUGGAUCUUGUUGAAGGGAGUGGUGGCUGUGUCUAUCAACAGAUAAUCUAAGUGGAUAACUGGGUUACUGUCAGUGCUGACUCUUGUGAAGAGACCUUUCUCAUAAUUAGUGUAAAAUUGUUACAUAGACCAGAUUAGUGUUCCCUAUUUGCACGAGUUGACAUUCACUGGAGAAAUUUUCAGAAGACCUGUGUCAAUGAAUACAGUGAUUUUAAUGGGCACAGACAUGUGAAUUGAAACUUAUAUUCUCUGAGCAACUUUGUUCUUUGCAUUGAGGAGAUGAUGUUGGGUGUUUGGCAAAUCUCGUACUGCUCCUGUCUUAACUAAGUUAAAGGUGCAACUUUCAGGAGUCCAAUGGGCAGGUCUUGUAUUUCCUUUGAGACAUUCUGACUUUGGGUUUAUUUCAGUGGUGUGGACCAUUUUUAUUGCCUGCAGGUAAAUCUACUGUAUUUCUGGUUUGGGUGCCAUGACAAGGAUGUGGUGUUGUAAUUUGGGAAGAAUGAGAUGAAAUGGGACUUCUUUUGAAUCUCACUAGUGCAAUAUAUAUUCUUUUAAAUUGCUGCACAAAGACAUCAGGAAAACACGUUUUAGACAUUCACAUAGUUAUGGGCGGGUUUUGGUUUGAGUGGCAGAUUUCAUGUGCCUGUAGAUAGAAUUAAAGUCUUACCUGGCGUUCUACUUGAAGACGUGUUACAAAACUAACAACAGAGAUACCAGGCUCAAACUGAGUCAAGACUGCCCUAGAACCAAGUUUUGAACUGUUACAAGUGUCAAUAUAACGUGAAUAUUUGAUUUCAAACUAAAAGGGUCCUUCCACUUGUCCUGCAAACUCAGCAUUCACAAGUUAUUGAACCUAACUCAACCUCUUGCAGAUGACUGAGGUCUGUAGACCAUUUCACUAGUUUUAUUUUAUUUAAACCAAUUGGAAAGCUGUGUAUUCUAAUAAGGCAAACAUUGCUUAUUUGCAGAUUUACUUUAAGUUAUGUCAUGUAUAUCCAGGAGUUGCUCUUAAAACCUGACAUGAUGUCAGAUUUAAUUGCAAUGAUACUUGCCCUCUCCAAUCCUCUCCCACUUCCGCCGCCGCCUCUGCCAAACCAGCUACAUGCAAAUAGGUCUUCAGGAUCUUAAAUAUAAUGCAUGUCAUUGUGAAGUUCAGGAUUAUCCCUCCUGUUUGUGAAAGGAAUGGCCACCAAAUAGAAACUUUCUAAUGCCAGCUCAAAAUUUGGUGUAAUUUUUACUAAAGAGUUUGAGGAUUACUGUUGCGCAAGUUGUGUUAAAUUAGGUUCAGUGAGGUUUCAUUGUGCCAGAGGAUCCAUUGCAGUCUAUGGUACCGUAUUAAUUUCUCUGAAACUGCUGCUGCCUCUUCCUCCACCGCCAUGAUCCCUUGUACCAUUUGCAGCUAAAGUAUUUCACUGGGUCUUUGCAUUCCAAUUUUGAUACUGCAAUAUUGUCUUAAUCAAAUUUAAAUUAAAUGUAACCAGAAUUAAAUGUAACAUUAUUUUCUUUGAGCUUUGUUAUAAGGAAAGUUACAUUUUUGUUUUUGUUGUAAUGUGUAAAGAGUUCCUAUGUCAUGCACCAUGCGACUUCACGUUGAUCUAGUCUUAAUGCUAAGUUGAAAUGUCCAGUUAACACUAUUUACGUUAAGUGCAUUACUUCCCAUGCAAUAAUAAACAUUAAAAACAUUUCAAGGCUUUCCAGUUAGGAAAUUAAUUUUGUUAAUUGGUUUGAAACCCCAAUUCACUUGGGCAUUAACUAUUCUCGGGCUGUUUGGGUACAAUACUAUUCCUAUAGCAAGGCAUCCAAGUGUAAAAAAUCCACUGAACAAUUAAAUACUAUGCUCAUAUAGAUCCACUCUGAUCACGUGAUUUGUUUUUGCUUCAAGCAGAUUUUGUAAUACUUUGCUUUUAGUCCUGUUACGUAUUCAGGACUUAUUUGCAUUGUCAGUAAGAUUGCCAUGUCAUUUUGCCAUGAUGCAUAAUAGAGAGAAAACGCUUCACUACGUUCUGAUGGUCAAAUGUCAGGAUUUGCUUUUCCCUACCCUAGAAUAUAUUUAGCAAAAUAUGAACUUAUUCUGUGAGCUAGAUCAUUAUACAAUCCAUUAUGCAAACCAAUCUUAUUGCUUUAAGACUUGAAUCUUAAACAGUGGAUGAGACAGAUGCUGGACAAAAUGUACUAGUAAAGUGGUUGCACUCAAUGUUUGCAUUUUAAGUAUUACAUUGUGUCGACACACAUUUCAAAACCCAUGAUUGUUCAGCUGAGCACUCAAUGCACUUUUAAAUAUUCUGCUUAUUUAUCAAUUGGCCAUACCAAUUUUUAAAUACAAUGCAUUUCUGGAGAAUAUCAAACAUGUGGUUUAGAUGGCACAGUUGGACACGGGUACAUCUUCAACCAACAUGAACAGAUUCAAAUGAGUUGAAUGUGCCAACUGUGUCCCCCCCCCCCCCCCCCCCAGUUCAGGAGAAUUGUAGCAUAACAAUGAUUGUUCAGUCUUAGAUAGAGCACUCAUAUUUCGCAUUACUCGCCCAUUUCUGUGGAUCCUCUCCCCAACACGACGACCAUUGUUGCAUUGCUGACUGUGGAAACUUGUAUACAAAUUGGCUGCUGCAUUUUCUACAUUGCAGCACUCACUAAAUUUGUACUCCUGUCUCUCACCUAUUGUUUAUCCUGUAAUCCAACCUCUGCAAUAAAAUGGAGUACACUAGCAAGCUAACAGCUUAUCAACUUAGAGCUGAGCACAGUAGUGACAAUGUUUAAUGUGAUUUGAAUUUGGAUGAACACUGCCUUGCAUUACUUUAGCUUGUGACUACAGUUUACUAUUUAUGGCACUUUGUGCAACAAUUCCUGGCACUACUUGCAGGUACAGCAAGUCUUACUGUGGGAUAAUGUUUAAACUGUCCAGGGGUAUGUUAAAUGAUUUUGGUUAUUCAUAAGUAGUUGUUUGUCCUGUUCCAUUUUAAGCUGAUUGUUUUGGUACAGCAAAGAUAAGUUCUUUGGAAUGACUUUUUCAAACUGACAUUGUACGCCAUUCCGUACAGAACUCCGGAGAUUGAGAAUUAGGAAGUCAUAACGAGAGUUCAAAAGACUUGAAAUGUACAUUUCCACUGAAUAUACUCCAUUCUUACAGCACUCAAUAAAGUAUGGGAAUUGGAGUUGUGGUUAUUUAGGCGAAAAAUACACCCUUUCCACCAACUACUCAAAAUGAGUAUUGGAGUCUGCUAGAAAUAUUUCUUGCCUCAUACUCAUAGACCGCCCAACACACGUGAAUAAUAAGGGCAUGGAAAAGGAAUAAUGUUGCACAGCUCUCCUGAAAUUCAUUUCAGGCAAUUCAGUUAUCUGUUCUAUAUAUCUGGAACCUCACUGACGUGAGCUUACAUUAUUCACCAAACAGCCCCAUUUCUGGCUUAUACCUUGCGUGAAUGUCAGGAGAAUUAAAAAUAAGCAUUGACCCUGGAGAGGACAUGCACAAUUUAUUUCACACCAGCCAUCUUCCAGAUUUGAAGAAUGUAAUCUUAAUGGGAUGGAAGUAUAGCAUGUGUUUAGAAGAACAAAAUUUAUACGAUUCUGAAAGAAAAUGUGGGCCAACCUUUAACCAAACCAGCCUGAGAAAAUAUCUGUAAAUUAGUGCACAUAAUUAAACUAUUUCACGCACUGUGAGAGGCUAAGCCUUUCCAAACCAACAAAAUAUGCUGCAAAAUAUUAGCCUUUUUAUGGGCUGUUGUUUGAUCCAUCAUGCCUUUGGUGUUUGUACUCCAAAUUGUCCGAUUUCAUCAAGCAUUAUCAAUGUGACCUGUUCCUAUCUUACAGUAAUUGGCAUCCUUUUUAAAUAUACAUCUCAUGGUGUUAACCACUCUGUGGAACAGCAAGUUCCACUUCCUGAGCUUUGAACUUUCAUACAAAUGCAAUCUAUUAAAUUCCGAGGUAUUUAUAUUUGAAGGAUAAUUUGAGUAAAAUAUUUUUUUAAUCGUCUACAUGUAUUUGCUUCAGAGAAGAGGUUAAAACUUGAGGUUCACCAAUUUAAAGUCAUUUUCAGUGGGUGCAAUGCCUCACUUUGGGGUAAGUGGUUACCCUACCUGUAUUUGGAUGCUUGUUGCUACCUGGUUUCCUCACCUGACCACUGGAUCCUGUUUUUUACUAUUGUGGUGCAACUGAACUCAUCAGUAUAUUGUUUCAAGAAGCUUGAGUUAUAUGAGAAAAGCUAUGGUAUGUUUUUAAUAUAGUUAAGCUGAUUAAUGAAAGAUGCCAUACUUUUGUGGGGCAAGGUGGGAGAGGUUGAAGUCCAUCUUUUAUUUAUCAAGUGUUGUAUUUGCCUUAACAUUGCAAUGGUUCCACUGUUUUCUAAUGCAUUUGGUAAUUAUCUAUUAUAGUCCACUACUAUUAUGCAUAUGAUGCAUGUAUUUAAAACACUUCUAAUAUUUUUUUGUAAUCUUUGAGCAUUCAUUGCUUUUUGUUUAGUCUUCUCACACACAAAUAUCUUAAUGCUGUUAACAAAGGAUUUUAUAACCAUACAAUUUAAGGCGAUCAAGGCCUGUUUCUUUAACAUUUAUAAUAAACUUUUUAAACCAA
This is a messenger RNA of Amblyraja radiata (thorny skate), 6698 nucleotides long. Its product is annotated as death-associated protein kinase 3. The transcript has 9 exons. NCBI's taxonomy places the organism in Eukaryota, Metazoa, Chordata, Chondrichthyes, Rajiformes, Rajidae. Gene Ontology annotation, cellular component: cytoplasm; nucleus. Gene Ontology annotation, molecular function: protein serine/threonine kinase activity; ATP binding. Bases 192 to 1586 code for a protein of 464 amino acids. Gene Ontology annotation, biological process: positive regulation of apoptotic process; intracellular signal transduction; protein phosphorylation. The record is from RefSeq and is a predicted model, not a curated record.